AUGUUUUUCUACAUCUCCUUCCUCCGUCCCCCUCCUUGCCAAGCAGCGCCCUACAGUAACAUAGUUAUUGCGCCUCAAAUAGCCAAUGACUUGCGCACGGAGUCAUUCGAAGACUCACAAGACAUAUUCUACCUCUGGUCUCAAGAACACCCACCCCAAAAAAUCCCAAACGCGACAAGGAAUUCAGAUCCAAUAAUCACAACGUCACCUCGUAAACUGACUACAUGGCGACAAGCUAACGCGUAUAAAGAGAUUCCUGUGCCUAUGCCACCGAAUGUGCGCGAAGGACAGUACUGGCGGCUUUUGUUGACUGGGACACCGGCGAACGCUCAAAAGGUGCUGGAGAUCGAUAUGGCGGACGGUGGUGUCGGGAGGCAUCCGUUUCCUGUUAUGUCUAUGCCCAUUUUGUUCACGGCGCGGUGUGGGAAGGGAGCACAGAAGCAGGAACACGUCGAGAGGGUGUAUAGGUUCCCAAGAGCAGAAUCAGAUGAUGGUAAUCUGCCCAUGGAUUUAAAAAUCACGGAGCAGACCUCGUUUGACCUCGAUAAGAAAAUCUGGGAUAGUGGGAUUGGAUUAAGCUCUUGGUUGGUUGGCCUUUACAAUCGUACCGAUUCAGAUUCGGAUAGUGCCGCCGUCAGACAGAUGAGGGACGCUUUGUUUUCCUCUGAACGUCGUAAAAUUCUGGAACUAGGCGAGUGUCGAGCUCAUUUCGUCGUCAAAUUAAUCCAACUCUGCGUUCUAGGAGCGGGAACGGGCCUUGUUGCGAUUACGAUUGCAGCAUUACGAUCUGCAAGUAAUCCCGCUGAUAACAUCAUCGCCACCGACGUUUCGUCUGCAAUGCCUCUCCUCGAACAAAACAUCUCAAAUAAUCAGCACACAUUUAUGACAUCUCCAAAAGCCGUCGUACUAGACUGGGACGACAAAGACCUCCCAGAAGAUGUCACCGGCCUCGAAGACGGGCUUGACGCCAUUGUGAUGGCCGACGUCACAUACAACACCGCGUCAUUUCCCUCGCUCAUUCGGACUCUCGAUAAGCUAUUGCGCUUGGGCUCUAAACCGCCUGCGAUCCUGUUGGGAUACAAGGAGAGAGACGCAGCUGAAAGGACGUUAUGGGAUAUGGCAGCUGAAAUUGGGGUAGAGUUUGAGAAAGUUGGCGAGAGAGUGGGAGCUGGCGGUGCCCCUGUUGAGAUUUGGAUAGGACAUCUGCAAGAGUAG
Messenger RNA from Laccaria bicolor S238N-H82, 1215 nucleotides. RefSeq lists its product as uncharacterized. The transcript is spliced from 4 exons. The record is from RefSeq and is a predicted model, not a curated record. Lineage: Eukaryota; Fungi; Basidiomycota; Agaricomycetes; Agaricales; Hydnangiaceae. Bases 1 to 1215 code for a protein of 404 amino acids.